This is a messenger RNA of Fusarium oxysporum Fo47, 2747 nucleotides long. RefSeq lists its product as uncharacterized. The record is from RefSeq and is a predicted model, not a curated record. The transcript is spliced from 4 exons. NCBI's taxonomy places the organism in Eukaryota, Fungi, Ascomycota, Sordariomycetes, Hypocreales, Nectriaceae. Bases 1 to 2484 code for a protein of 827 amino acids.
AUGCCCGCCAUCUUUGGUCUUGCCGUGGCAAACCAUGUCAUCCUGAGCGUUACAGGCUAUCCCUUAGACUAUGUACCUGCCAAGGGCCGCGAAAAGAUCACCUUUGACUACCAGCCCAGCUUCUUUCACUCGCUCCUGAAUAUGAGUUCCUACAAGAAGAAGAAAAGUUCUUCUCGUAAGGAUUUUGACGCACCUCUCGUUCAGAGAUCUAGAGAAGAGCGCGAGGAGUCAUCCUAUUCCUGGAUAAAUGAUUGCCUCCCGACCGCCACUUCAACUGCAGGCCUUGGUAGUCACCUCGCGAGCAACACCCAUACCAAGGCAUCGAACAAAUUACCUGAGGAAGUUAGGAGCGUUAUCAGAGACCCAAGUAUUGAUAUAAAGGACGCAGGAACCGGUCACCACGAUAAUCGGAUGACCAAACUUCCUCCAGGUCAGUUCCGUGAGCCGUCUUUGAGACGGGGCUAUGGUAUGCCGUACCAGACACCAAAAGCACUUGAAAGCGUGUCGGCACAGGGAACGAAACAAGUUGGGCAAUGUGAUGCUGGAACUCUAGAAUCGAUCGCAGAAGCACCGUCUUCAGCAUUAGAAUCGCAGACGUCUCUUUCAAGCAGUCGGCAACUACAACCGCCAACCAAUAAUGAAACUAGCAACAUGUAUGAUCUCAGUCAACGUAAACGUAUACGCAGUGAUCUUCAACCUGCCGGUUACCGCCCCAUCGCUAUGCGCCAUCCCGAGACCCAUGGACAAGAAACCAACAAACAGCAGUCAUCAGACAUACAAAUCAGUGGGAAGGUCUUACGACGAGAGAAGUGGAAACUUGUGAAAGGCUGCGUGGAAAAAUGGUGUGAACCACGCAGAUUCCAACUUGCGAAGGAUGGACCUGCGGCAUCAGGCUCCGAGCUCGUUGCACUGCUUGACCAAUGGAACAAAUUAUAUGCUGCAAAGUUUUGUUCUGAAAACCAAAAUCUCUUGGAGGCAGCAGGAUGGAAAAAGGCUGCUGAGAAAAGUCGAAACAGUUCCCGCUUAGAUGCCCCCCACAACCCUCAGGCCAGCCAUGAGAGCAGUUCCCAGAGCGAGAAAGUAGCAGAAGCAUUGGACUUUGAAGUUUCUAUUUGGCCUACUGUCAAAGAUGAACUGAUGGAGUUCGCAGAGUCGAGGAUUCUUCGUUGGGCUGAAGACAAGCUACGGGAAAGGCUACAGGCACUCGAGUCUCUGACCCGGCCGCCCCUUUUGAAGGCCAACAGCUCUCCGGAGUCGUACCAGCUAUAUUUGAGAUACCUCAUGAAUCGUACAGAAGCUGCUGGAAAGAAUUCAAACGCAAUCCGAAAUACCGAGGCUGUCAUGUCUAUGGUACUGGACCUUCUCCCAGGUCUAGAGAAGCGCCUGCGGGAUCAGCUCGGACAUGUGGUCGAUAAGCAAGAAGAUCGUUCCGAGGCUGGUAUUAGGCAUGGCCAGACUAAUGACGCGGAUAAUGACGUGGGCAAUGAUGAUUCUGGAAGUGCUCAUGAGAAUCUUGAAGAAGCUGAUCAUGACAUUGAUCACAAAGUUCAAGAAGCCCAGGAAGAGAUUGAUAAUGAGGACGAAGUCAAGACGAGACUUGAAGAUGGCUCUGAAGAGGAUGAAGGUGAAGACGAAGACGUCGAUGAUUUCGAGGAGUUAUAUCCAGAUGAAAACAAGGAUGAUACCUACAAAGGUCCCGACGAACCCAACCGGCAGCAUAGAGGGUCGGUCCUCGAGUCCAUCGAGCCUCGUACUCCGAUUGUCACUCCAAGGUCAAUGGCUCAACUCCGUCAGUACGAGCAGAGGUACUGGGGCAUGCUUAGAGCUGCUAAAGAUCAAAAAGAGACAGCGGCUGCCGUACUUCGUUCUGUGGAUGAAGAAGAACGAGAAGUGGCAUCACGAAAACGAAAAGCGUCAGAUUCUGUGGAGCCUGCUCUUGCUAUCCGAAGCAAGUCGAUGGAGCAGAGGCUCGCUGCGAUGGGCACCCCGACUCCCUUAGGCAGGAAAAGGCAACGACUCAACGAACAUCUGUGUAGUCCAGCGUCGACAGCUUGUUUGUCUGAGCUUCCGUCUCUUGAGGACAUUUUCAGCUCGAGCAUUGGUCGCGCAUCUUCCGCGACAACACAACCACUUCCCAACUCCUCCAGCCCUGCAGUUCGAGUGAGUAAGAAGAGUAGCACAAGAAAGGACAGGAAUAAAAGCAAGAGUAAAGUAUUCCCUGAACUCGGAGAUACUCCUACCGGCGCUGCUACUGCUCCUAAACUUGAAGAGUUGACAGGAGUGUCACCUGGCCUCUUUGUGACGCCUGAUCCUGUAGCGCCACAGGCCAAUACGCACUUCGGAUUUAAGAAAAGUGACUCGUGUCGUCCUAUCCAAGAGGAAAGAUUUCGGGAAGAAACAGCCGAGUUCCAGGCCAUGACGCCUGGUGCUCGGGAAUCCAUGCUCUACACCGCGCUUCGGGAGAUGCGCCGGCGACAAGGUUAGACGCAACAAGUAACGAGAACUCACCCACCAUAACAUCAUUCUGAACUCACUAUCCAACUUGGAUGUGAUCCUUGGGGUUUGAUCUCGGUCGUAUUUCUUCUUUCCUUUGUUGCUAUUAAGUUUGCUUCAAACUUGUCAAGGGGUUGAUUACGCUGCUUGGAAUUAUUUUCUGGAAGUCAGCGGGAGAGGGAACCUCAAGGUUGCGGAGCACGAGAGGAGUGAUUGGUUGCUUUGUAGUAUAAGUGUUAGGAAGAACCAAUUGC